AUCGAGAAAUUGUUGACCGCUCGAAGAGAGGAGGGCAACCAGGGGGAUCUCUCGAUGUCCAAUGGCGAACUUGCGUUAGAAACUUAUCGCAAGUAUCUGCACGAAUUGGAGUAGAGAAUUAUCGACCCCGGCAUUGCGAAAAGUUUGGAUGGCGAUGCAGUCAGAUGGUGAUAUCCUAGCAGGGAUAACUUCGGCUGAGAGGGUUGCAGGCCCUUGAUUGUGACCUCAUGCUACGUUUAGGGAGAAAGAGUGAGGGGGAAGUUAGCUCAAUGGACCCAGAGCCUCAAGCAUUAGCCACGGGGUUAGAUCGGGUGGACAAGGCUACCGAGAUUGCGAUGAAUGAAUGGUAAGCGAAAUUAGUGUUGGAGGAGCAAGCGGGAGGAAGAAACCGGUGGUUUGGGUUCCGUUAUCGUGGCCCAUGGUACUGGCCCUCCGGUCGAUAUGUUGCUAAGAUGAUAUGAUUUAGGCCACACCCGGCCUAUCUGGACGUCGCCCAAGAGUGAGCUGAAGAACAGGUGCCAAAUACAUUUUGACACAUCCCCGCGGCACUCCACCUUGAGCGCUCUAUGCGGGCACAUAUACCGCCAAUCCUGUAUGAAAGAAGUGUUUCCCAACGCCUGUAUAGACGAGAUACUCUUCCCAUUGCAGUGUUGCAAGAAAGUGAUCCCGCCCCACAUGGCGGAAAAGCACUUUCGGGCCACGAAGUGUCGGAGUUCCGGUUGAAAUCCAGCGUUUAUUCCAGCAAUGACAGGACGUAUUGUUGAAACCAAUUUUUUCCGAGUUCAUUCCCUCAGAGCGAAUCCAGGGUGUCAUAGGAAGUUAUCCGGAGUGCUUCUGACUGCCCCAAAGACAAGCAUUUGCACCUCACCCUGGGACUCGCUUCACGAAGCGGAUGUCAGAGAUGCAAGAACCGCCAUACCUUGGUUGAGAUUCCAUCCGGAUGUCAUCCCAUGACCUGCGGAUCACGAAACUCCAUGAUUGAUACGACUAGUGGGGAAUUUGGGUUCUCAAAAGCGGCGGAAACUGUAGCUGCAAAUCGGGAUGGUGCUUUAAGUGCGGAGUCACCUGGAAGCAGUGCGAAUGUAGUGACCGGGACGAUGGACACUUGGCUAGACGAGCGGAGGAGUUGGCCAUGCGUGGCACGCCUCCAAUCGCGAACCAGACAGCCGUGGCUAAUCUCGUGGGAAGAUAUAGAAGUAAUCUGCAGGUGAAUCGCGAGCGCCAACAUGUUUUCUGGAUGGAGGUAUCGAGGUGGAAGAGCCCUGUUCAAGAUGUGUUACUAUAACCUCCCCGAGCAAAUUUUCGCCAGCAGGCGAUGUGAGCUCCUUGCUUGCAACAGAUGCAGGAAGAACAGGAUA
Molecule: messenger RNA, 1358 nt
Organism: Tuber aestivum (summer truffle)
Lineage: Eukaryota; Fungi; Ascomycota; Pezizomycetes; Pezizales; Tuberaceae
Source: the annotation of a GenBank genome assembly